UCUUUGAGUACUUCAAUCGACGAUGUUGCGUUUCGGAAAGCAGAAGCACACGAAGACUGCGAACGCCCGCGCCAAACCGCAAAGAUGUCGUCGACGGCAGCGUUUGAGUCGCCAAUCCCGAUAGAGAACUCGAGGCAGGUGUCCGCGCUGGUCACCUCUGCGCUCUGCAUCUUUGUGACAGUUCUUUUCGUCGGGUUGCGGUUGUUCGCCAAGUGGAAGAUGUCCAAGCCUUUCGAUGGCAGCGACCUCUCCAUUUUCGCAGCUUUGAUUUUUAAUACUGCUCUACAUAUAGAUAUGUAUAUCAUGGUGUUCAAUGGUGGCUUUAGCUUCCAUGUGCAGGAUGUCGCGAUGCGGUUUGGACCCGAUGUCCUCACGGUUUUCUUCAAAUGCAUUAUGGUAUUUGCCCUACUCUGGAACGCCACGACAUGCUUCACCAAACUCUCGAUUCUCCUGAUGUACGUCUCGGUAUUCCCGGUCCGCCGCAUGACCCUCGCUUGUCGCGGCCUCGGCAUCUUCAUCAUCCUAUGGAACAUUGGAGGCGUCCUUGGCGGAUUGCUGGUUUGCCGCCCCAUCUCGAUGAACUGGGACCAAACCACCCCAGGCGGGAAAUGUGGUAACCAACCGAUGUACUACAUGGCACUGGGAGUUAUCAAUAUUCUCGUCGAGGUUACAAUGCUAGGGCUUCCGUUCCCUGUCCUAUACAAACUGCAGAUGCCACUGCGCAAGAAGCUGGUGGUAUUUGGCAUGUUUAGUGUUGGGUUUGCUACCUGCGGCAUCACAAUCUACCGGCAAGCAACACUGCCCGGGGUCAAAUUCGCCGACAUGACAGACAGCGGACUUCUCGCGACCAUCUUCUCCGGACUCGAGCCUUCGGUGGCACUCGCACUCUCUUGCGUUCCCUAUCUUCGCCCGUACUUCGGCGGCACGUUCCGCACCCCCAAGAAUACAUACAACUCAGACGGAGUCAUCAAGUCCCACGAGGGCAAUGCGAGCAACAACAGCCGUCCAUUUGAGGAACUCAAUGACGAUGCGUCGGAAGUUCAGCUACGACCUAUGAAGGUACGACAGGACGUCCAUGUUUCCGCAGACAGCGACGAAGAAGGACGAAACGCGAAUAAAUCACCCUUCAUCACGGUUAAGAGGCGCUGGGAAGUUCGAUCGGAUACAGAUCAUUGAAGCUUCGGAAAGGAGAAAUCACAAAAGUUGGGGAAUGGUAUACAGUGCUACAGUACGGCACAGCUGGAAGACUAUAAAGUCUAGUUGGGUGUGUGCAGUCCCCGGAGGGGUGUUCCGGUUUUGGUAUUUAAUAUUACCUUUAAGUUAUGUUUUGGGGAAACUCACGAAUCACCAUGGCGAACGAUCAGCAACAGGGAGAUUAGCAAAGGGCGGUCGGGGUUGACGCCUUAGCUAUGGACUACUCUUCCUUACAGGGGCGGGAUAUUUGAG
This is a messenger RNA of Ilyonectria robusta, 1446 nucleotides long. RefSeq lists its product as uncharacterized. Lineage: Eukaryota; Fungi; Ascomycota; Sordariomycetes; Hypocreales; Nectriaceae. The coding region runs from base 85 to 1176 and encodes 363 amino acids. The transcript has 4 exons. The record is from RefSeq and is a predicted model, not a curated record.